CAUGGCUUUCCAGCAGUCCCCGUCGCUCGCAGUGCUCUCACCGAGCAUCCUUAUAAAUCUCAUGCACCUGAUGGAUCCUUUGGACAUCAUCCGCCUGCGACAGACAUGCAAGACGCUGUACAGCGCGACGAAGAAGCGCGCGGUUUGGGUUGACCAGAUGAAGAGUAUGUGCGCUGCGAACAAAGUCUUUGCGCCGACUUUCGACAUCGAGAGAAUGUCCCUCGAUGCCCUGGAGCGGGCGUCCACCGCGCCGGCCAGAUUCUUCCGCCUCCUCGUCAACCCACCGGAAGAACCUGAGGACGGAUCGAACCCAUUUUCCACCCGAGAGAUAUUUCUUCCUACCCCUCCAGCUCGAUCUUCGAAGACCACCCGCCGCCGCGCUUCUCUCGCCUCUCCCGACUCCGCGCCCGACGACGAAUUCCGCAGCGUGUGUCUCGUCCCCGGUGGCCGUUUCCUUCUCUGCUGCUCCCUCCACAAUAUCUAUAUCUACUACCUCGACGUCGGCGGUACUAGCGAGCGCAAGGUAGCGCUUAUACUUGCACGCCCGAUCAAGAGCUUGCUGGCCCUUUCCGCGCACCCGGAGGGCUGCGAUUACGACUUCGAGAUCCGGGAAUGCUAUAGGGCGGAGAAGGAGGACAUCUUCAGGUUCAUCUCCGUGAUGAAGCCGCAUACGUACCUGAAUGAGAGAUUUUCUGUGCGGGCGAAGGAAGUGCAUCCGGGUGCAAUCAUCCAUCUAUGCGAAGUCGCUGUACCCGAAGAUGGCGAAGCUGGGUUGAAGAUCCUGGCCCGCUUGGCGGAUGACCUGCUUGACAGCCAUACACUGGACAUACAUGCUGUCACCGCUGACCUCGUCGUAGUGAGCGCAGGCAACAAGGUCGUGCUGUGGCGGCACAGACAGGGCACAGUUGCGAUCUGGUGGGCAUUCGAGCACAGGCUCGGCUCGCUGAAUGGAGUAUUCGUCGUGGGCGCGCAUGCGCUCGCUGUCUGUGAGUUCAGCCAGGCCGUCAUAUUCCGCAUUCCCGAAUUCUUGCCUCUCGGACCGGGGGAUGCGCUCCCGGUGCCCGAAUGGAACGCGGAGCCUGUCUACUCGAUCAACGUCGACCUCGAGUAUCCCGACAACUAUGCCACGCCGCGCCCUUGGUACCACGUUCCGUCUUCCUUGCCCGCCUGGGACUUUUUCGCCGGCGACAUGACUGUCCGCUGGGUGAGCGAGGUCGUCUCCACCAACUUCGCCGAAAGGAGCAAGCUGCCACCGUUUCUGCCCGCCUUGCAUAGAACUAUCAGGGCGGAUAUGUCUGCAUCGCACAUGCAGUCGCGCGACUCGUACGUGGCGCACCUCACCUACGUGCCCUGCAUGGACGACAAUCACGUUAUCCUCGCGCACCGACCGUACACUCAACUUGUCUACGCGGCAUACGCGUACCCCGAGGCCGACCCGAUGCAAGGCGCGGGCGCUGACGAGGCUGGGUCGACCACGACGUAUGGUGUGCUCACUGCUAAGGACCCGACUUCGGACGGAGCCAACGAUGUCGGGAGCUUCUCGCUGUGCGCGGCGAGCGGCAGAGUCGCCUAUGUCAACGUAAUGCGAGACGGGCUGAUGAGCUCGGCAAUCGGCACCAUCAGGAAGGGCUCGAAGAAGAUCACGGUCGUGGACUACCUGCGUCAGUGAACUUGCGCUCGAUCGGAGAUUAGGUGCUGCUCAGAAUGUCUUGGUGCCCUGCACCAAAUCUUGGUGUCCUGCGCUGAAUCUCGGCCAGCUGUUCUUACAACACACGGUGUAGGCAAUGCAUUAUACACUGAUUCCCGUGCGCUAGGUUCAAGAUUGGCUGCUGUGUGGCAUCGCAUGCUACUGCAGUAUAGCGGCGCAUGCUACUGCUGUAUAGCGUCAGAUGCUACCGCUGCUAUCAUCUGCCAUCCGCAGAGGAGGGACCUACCAUUUUUCCCGCGGGCGUCCCGACGUCGGGACGUUUGUGCCCAUAUUUG
Schizophyllum commune H4-8 is the source of this 1983-nucleotide messenger RNA. RefSeq lists its product as uncharacterized. The record is from RefSeq and is a predicted model, not a curated record. The annotation marks the transcript as partial. Lineage: Eukaryota; Fungi; Basidiomycota; Agaricomycetes; Agaricales; Schizophyllaceae. The transcript is spliced from 7 exons. Gene Ontology annotation, molecular function: protein binding.